Molecule: messenger RNA, 1125 nt
Organism: Condylura cristata (star-nosed mole)
Lineage: Eukaryota; Metazoa; Chordata; Mammalia; Eulipotyphla; Talpidae
Gene: INSIG1
Product: insulin induced gene 1
Exons: 6
Biological process (GO): SREBP signaling pathway; cellular response to insulin stimulus; SREBP-SCAP complex retention in endoplasmic reticulum
Cellular component (GO): SREBP-SCAP-Insig complex; endoplasmic reticulum
Source: RefSeq, a predicted model, not a curated record
GGGGGCGGCCCGGGCCGCCGCGCCACCAGCUGGCACCACCACCUGGUGCCCCGGAGCCUGGUGCUCUUCUCGGUCGGGGUGGUCCUGGCCCUGGUGCUGAACCUGCUGCAGGUGCAGCGGAACGUCACCCUGUUCCCCGAGGAGGUCAUCGCCACCGUCUUCUCCUCGGCCUGGUGGGUGCCCCCCUGCUGCGGGACGGCCGCUGCGGUGGUCGGCCUGCUGUACCCCUGCAUUGACAGCCGCCUGGGCGAGCCCCACAAGUUCAAGCGGGAGUGGGCCAGCGUGAUGCGCUGCGUGGCUGUCUUCGUGGGCAUCAACCACGCCAGUGCCAAACUGGACUUUGCCAACAAUGUUCAGCUCUCCUUGACCCUAGCCGCCCUGUCCCUGGGCCUCUGGUGGACGUUUGAUCGCUCGCGGAGUGGCCUCGGGCUGGGCAUCACCGUCGCCUUCCUGGCCACGCUCAUCACGCAGCUGCUGGUGUACAACGGCGUCUACCAGUACGCGUCCCCGGACUUCCUGUACAUCCGCUCCUGGCUCCCCUGCAUCUUCUUCUCGGGCGGCGUGACGGUGGGGAACAUCGGGCGGCAGCUGGCCAUGGUAGGUGUGGCCGGUCGGCCUCGGGCCCCAGCUGGCCUGUCCUGCCCGCCCCAGGGGGGCCGGGGUGUCCGCCGGGAGCACCUCUUCCGGGGCGCGGUGGCCCGGUCUGGGCCGCAGAGGCCGUCACGCUGGCAGCCACGCCGUGUUGCCCGGGGCCGCCGGCGCGGCUCCAGGAAAGGCGGCGACGCCGGGGGCCCCCUGGACGGGGCGCUCAAGGCCCGCGGCGUGGGCGGCGGCGACCUCUCGGUGAGCUCGGACUCGGACAGCUCGCAGGCCAGCGCCAACCUGGGCGCGCAGCCCAUGCUCUGGCCGGCCUGGGUGUACUGCACGCGCUACUCCGACCGGCCUUCUUCAGGUGAGCGGCGCUCGCUGCCCACCCUGGGCUCCGCGGGGGACGGGGACGGCCUGCAGUCCCCGGGCGGAAAGGCCCUUCUCCCAGGGAUCUCCUGGGCUGCGGGGAAGGAAGCCGGUGGCAGAGAGCUCAGGAGGGAGCCCGGCGGAGCCCGCGUCUUCGUCUUCGGUGGAUGA